CGAUUCUCUAACCCUCAAGUUUCUUUCACCAAACCGGUUCAAGAGUUCAUCGACAUCGUUCAUCCCACUCUCAAGCACACAGUUCAUCCUCAUCAUGUCCGAAGCCCCUGCCGCCGUGGUCCCCGAAACUGGCGCGCCCGUCACGCAAGAAAAGGUCGAAGUCCCUGGCUUUAAGGUCUUCGCAGGCAACCUUGCGUAUUCUACUUCGGAUGAGGGGCUGAAGGCUUUCUUUGCCCCCGUGCAGAGCGACGUUCUUUCCGUGCAAGUCAUCCAGAGGGGCACCCGCUCCGCUGGCUAUGGCUUCGUCGCUCUCUCGACUGCAGAGGCCGCUCAAAAGGCUGUCGAGCUCCUAGACAAGAAGGAGCUCGAUGGCCGUCAGGUCAUCAUCGAGGUCGCAAAGCCCGCCGAUCAAAAGGACCAAGAGAAGAAAGAGAAGAAGGCCAAGAGGAGAUCCGGCAGGCGUGGCAGCAAGGCUGUUCCCGGUGAAGUCUCCGAGGCUGAGGCGAACGGCGAAGCGGCUCCCAAGACUGAUGAGCCUGCUGAGGCCACCGAGACGGGUGAUGCGGCUAAGCCUAAGAAGAAGAAGAAGAAGUCUGCUCGUAAGCCCAAGGCAAAGGAAGGCGAGACGACUGAUGCUCCUGCUGACGCCACCGCCACGGAUGCUGAUGCUGCUGCUGCUUCCGGUGCUGCAAAGAAGGCUCCUCGUCAGAAGAAGCCCAAGGUACCCCGUCCUGUCCGUGCCGCUGGCGAAGAUCCUGUUGGCGAGCCCUCGAAGACCGUGCUCUUCGUGGCAAACCUUGGCUUCAACAUUGAUGACGCUGGUCUCUCCGCCCUCUUCACUGAGGCCGGCAUCGCUGUUAUCUCUGCUCGCAUCGUUCGUCGCCGCUGGGGUCAGCCCAGGAAGAGCAAGGGCUACGGAUUCGUCGACGUCGGUGGUGAAGCGGAACAGAAGAAGGCUAUUGAAGCCCUUCAGGGCAAAGAGCUCGGUGGUCGUGCUAUCGCCGUCAAGAUCGCUGUCAACACUCCCCAUGAUGACGACGAGGCUGAGGCUGAGGCCGCCCCUGCCGCCCCUGCCGCCUCUGCUGCCCCCGCCCCUGCUGAAGUUGUCCCCGCCCCUGCUGCGUAAUGAUUAUGCUCUGCCUUAAACGCGUCCCCUUCCAUGUUCGUUCAUGCUUGUUACCGCUUUCAUGUUAUAGUGGGUUGUCGAUAUUUGACCACACUAACGUCUUCCCUUUUAACUUGUGAUCCCUACUCAGUACUCAGUGACCACACUUAACAUAUCGUUAGUCAGUCGCGAUCUUUCUGUUUUCCCGUACUUGAACAGAACGUCGAUGAUUUUCUCUCCGUGACUAUGCCCGAUGAUGUGAUUGCAUUCCCGAUCAAGAUGUCUGCUUCAGACGACGAUGACUACUUGGCCGACCUGGACAAAUUCCUUGUCCCACCGCCCGCUUCGAAAUCAAGCUCGACGACCUACUCUCAGCGUCGCAAGGAGGCAGAGAAGCGAUCCGCCGCCAAAAAUGAGCGAAACCGAAUGAAAGGUCGACGUCAACGUGAACUCGAAUCUCGUACAGAGGGACUGAGCAAGAGUCUAUUCGAGCGUGCCAAAGAGGAAGAAGAGGCUGGGCUGACAGCAAACAGCAAAGCGCUCUCCAUGAUGAUGAAGAUGGGUUUCAAACCUGGGCAAGCCCUGGGUCAACAGAUCGACGUGCCGCCGUCUCCCACUUCUUCGAGCGUUGCUGCAGGCUCGUCUGCACCUACGCCCGCUACAGGCAGUUCCUCUGGCCACAAAUCUGAGCCACUGAAAAUCAAAGAAUGGGCAGGCAAGAAGGGUAUCGGACUGGGGCAGAAGCGGCCACCAUCUCCCUUGUCUGCAGAGCGCAUGGCGAAAAUGGCGAAAAUGGCAGAAGCGAGCGAUCACAGUGACUUCCGAGAUCGCGCGCGUAGAGAAUAUGAAGAAAGACGUGCUGAAGGUCGCCUGGGACCGGCCCAACGAACAUGUGUAACUCUAGACGAUAAAAUGGGGAAGACGUUCAAUGUGCUAUGGCUUGACCCUCGUAACCCUGGCUCGUUUCCGUCUGGGCUUCUGGAAGCCUUGGAGUUGAAUACUACGCCUCCUAUUUCCGGAGGAGAGCAACAAGACGGUGAUGACGAAGGACCGCUUUGUUGCAGCGAAACAACGCGAGCUGCGGAAGCUCGAUUGAGGCGGAAGAUGGCAGCUGAAUCAUUGCAGCCGCUGGCCGCACUAGAAGACGAUGUGGACCCGACUGCCUCUGAGCCGAUUCAAUUUUCGCCUGAACAGUUGGCGGAAGCGGCACAGUUUCUUCGUCUACAAGCAUCCGACCGCCUGAACAUCGUUCUUUCUUAUCUUCGCAGCAGCUACUCGUAUUGCUUCUGGUGCGGAUGCCAAUACGAGAAUGCGGAGGAUUUGGCCGGCUCGUGCCCAGGGGAGGACGAGGACGCACACGAUUGAUGGUCAGAGCAACAGGCCAAAGCGAUGGUAUAAACGGGAGCAAGGAUAUAAGAUGAUACGACAGUGAGU
Mycena citricolor is the source of this 2539-nucleotide messenger RNA. The record is from the annotation of a GenBank genome assembly. NCBI's taxonomy places the organism in Eukaryota, Fungi, Basidiomycota, Agaricomycetes, Agaricales, Mycenaceae.